AUGCCGACACCGGAUGAUGCCAUGGUUCCGUCGGUGGAGCACGAGAGCAUCGCCGGCCGCGCGACCUGUCCCCCAGACGAAUCGCGCUCCAUUACUGCACAAGAAUUGAACCAGCUGCGACUGUCGAGCCACAGCAGCGAUGCCAGUCGUGCAUCCCAUGCGCCCAUGCAGCAGCCCACUCCGCCUCCCCAGGAUUCUCCAGAACAUGGCCAGACGCCAGCGGAUACCCACAGCAAGCCCUCGACCGCCGAUAUCGAGACCCCAGCCCGGGACAUUCCCACGCCCAUGACUGCAACCGAUGACGGCUCCGAAGAGCAGCGCACAUCGCAGGCAUCGCCACAGUCUGCCAUUACGCCCGUUUCGCUUCUCGCCAACCACAUCUCGUCGCCAUUCCCUGCGCAUAGGUUUCUACCAAACUCCUCGUCAUCCCUCCUCCGACCCGGAAGUCGCUUUGUGGGCAGUCAAACGUCCGAUCGUCAAAAAUACGAAGUCGAAGUCGAGAUAAAACAUGUCGAUAUGCGUGAGUCCUUCAUGUGUGGAUACUUGCGCAUCAAAGGAUUAACCGAGGAUCAUCCCAGCUUGACCACGUACUUUGAGGGCGAGAUCAUCGGAAGCAAAUACACAUUCAUUACACAGCAUCCCGAAUGGGGCUCCAACGAGAAGGUUGACCGCCAACAUUGGGCUCGAUUCCCUGCUUAUAAGCCACUGUCCAAGAACUUGUCGCGCCCUGAGCUGGUGACCAAGGACUGGAUGCACAAGGAGCAUCUUUUCAUGCGCUGGAAAGAGUAUUUCCUUGUACCGGACCACCGAGUCCGGACAAUAAGUGGCGCAAGUUUUGAGGGCUUCUACUACAUCUGCUUUAAUCAAAUGUCUGGCGGCAUUGAGGGCAUCUACUUCCAUGCUAAGAGCGAGAAGUUCCAGAAGCUCCAACUAGAACACGUCCAAGAUUUUGGGUGUCAGGGUGCCAUUGAGUUCCGAUGA
This is a messenger RNA of Bipolaris zeicola 26-R-13, 981 nucleotides long. RefSeq lists its product as uncharacterized. Gene Ontology annotation, biological process: protein catabolic process in the vacuole; proteasome-mediated ubiquitin-dependent protein catabolic process; protein targeting to vacuole. The transcript has 4 exons. Lineage: Eukaryota; Fungi; Ascomycota; Dothideomycetes; Pleosporales; Pleosporaceae. The record is from RefSeq and is a predicted model, not a curated record. Gene Ontology annotation, cellular component: extrinsic component of membrane; GID complex. The coding region runs from base 1 to 981 and encodes 326 amino acids.